AUGCUAUUAUAAUAACAAAGAAAAAAAAUUCAACCUUCUUUUGUUGCUUUUUAUGAAUUUAAAAUUUAGGAAAUUUAAAGUUAUCCUUCCUAAAGAGUAGUCAUUACAGAAUAGAACAUAAAGAAUUAUGCAAAUUUGAGAAUUGGAACAUACAGUCCUAUUAGUUGUAAAAGUAGUAGAAUCAAAACUCAACCACAAGUAAAAAAAGAAAAAAUAAUUCCAUUUGAACAUGAUUAUAAUACUUUUUAUAGAACAGUGUCUAGCUAAAGAAAUCUUUUCAAUAUAAUAAGUGGAAAAAAAAAGUGA
Molecule: messenger RNA, 306 nt
Organism: Paramecium pentaurelia
Lineage: Eukaryota; Ciliophora; Oligohymenophorea; Peniculida; Parameciidae
Source: the annotation of a GenBank genome assembly